UAACGGAAGUUUUACCGUUUGCUCUGACCAUAACGUCUUUAUUUCUUAUUUUAAGAGCACCAUUCUAAGAGCACCGCUGCCCAUACCGUUUGCUAUGAUUCCUAUCACCUGCUAGAACCCGAAGAAAAGUUCGCAGAAAGCAGAGGAUAGAAGAGUUUGCAGAGACAGAAGAUGGGAAGGGUUCGCUUCAUCUCCAAAUGCACGGUUCAACCAGCGAAUCCCCACGAAUCAAUUCAGAGGAUCGAGUUGAAUCAAUGGGAUCUCCGAUUUCUUCCCGUCCAUUACAUCCAAAAGGGUCUUCUUUAUCUCAAACCCACGUUCCGACCAGGCAAAGAAGAGGAAAACGAAGUGAUCAAUCUGCUUAAAACUUCUCUCUCUCGCACUCUGGAUUUCUUUGUUCCACUGGCUGGCCGCUUGGCAACUACGUCGCACGACGAUGACACCAUGUCUGUCUUCAUCGACUGCAAUGAUGCGGGAGCAGAGUUCAUUCACGCCAGUGCCGACUUCACCGUAGCCGACAUCCUCGACCCACCAUACACACCUCGAGUCGUUUACUCUUUCUUCCCCCUCAACGGAGUGGUCAACUUUGAAGGCAUCACCAAACCUUUGCUCGCCGUGCAGGUGACGGAAUUAACCGACGGCAUAUUCGUAGCAUGCACCGUUAACCACGUGGUUGCCGACGGCACAUCGUUCUGGCAUUUCUUCAAUUCCUGGUCUGAGAUCUGUAGGGGUGCUGAUCGUAUCUCGCGUCCUCCAGUUCUCCAACGUUGGUUUCCUACUGGUACAAAUUGUCCCGUCCGCUUUUCCAUCUCUAACAAGGAAAAGUUCUCGGUGAGAUAUACCCCACCACCACUGGAAGAGAGAGUGUUUCAAUUUACCAAAGAAAAGAUCGCAAGUCUCAAAGCGAAGGCCAAUACUGAAUGCGGGACGGACAGGAUAUCCUCUCUGCAAGCAAUAUUGGCUCAUAUUUGGCGAUCUGUGGCCCGUGCCCGAGGCCUCGACUCCGACCAAGAGAUCUGUUAUUGGUUGAUUAUAGGUAAACGGUCUAGGUUGAAACCGCCCUUGCCUGAUGAACACUUUGGUUGCUUUGUGGAGGGAGGGACGGCAACGGCAAAGGUAGGGGAGCUGCUAGAUCGAGGUCUGGGGUGGGCGGCCUGGCUGUUGAACCAGGUCGUUGCGUCGCACAAUGAUCCAACAGCAGAGAAGAGUUUGGUAGAAUCUCAGACGAAGCAGCCUAAGUUUGUUUCCAUGGAUAGUAUAGUAUAUAAUAAUCUUUUAUUGACGGGGAGCUCGCCGAGGUUCAAUGUGUAUGGUAAUGAUCUAGGGUGGGGAAGGCCUCUGGCGGUGCGCAGUGGCUGUGGAAACAAGUUUGAUGGGAAGAUUACGGUUUUUCAAGGGAGGAGUGAAGGGAGCGUCGAUGUUGAAGCCUGCCUUUCGCCCCAGACGUUGAUGGUGCUGGGAGAUGACGCGGAGUUCAUGGACGCCGUCACCGUGUUCCCAACUUUUGCCGGCAUUAAUUAAGUAUUCCACAGCUUUCAGCUGGGCUCUGAUGGGAAUGGAAACUUGCACCACUUGGUCAUUGGUUAUCCGUUUGAUUGUACUUUUCCAAAAAGAAAAAAAAAUCACGUGCAAUUGAUCGAUGUGGCAUAUAUUAAUAAUUUGAUUUGUUGGCUUUUGCGAUAGUUGGAAUAAGUUGUCAUCCAGUAUUCCGGUUUGAAAUUCUUAAUAUAAACUUGAUUGGAGAUUUUUAGUCGGA
This is a messenger RNA of Nelumbo nucifera (sacred lotus), 1756 nucleotides long. RefSeq names its product putative acetyltransferase At3g50280. Lineage: Eukaryota; Viridiplantae; Streptophyta; Magnoliopsida; Proteales; Nelumbonaceae. The record is from RefSeq and is a predicted model, not a curated record.